AUGGAGCGGCACGCCCACAACGAGACAGGCCCCGCCGAACAGCACUUGUUCACGUGGCUCUGGUUUGGAGGACUGUCAUUCAGAACUAUCGCCAGACAAACAAGACGGAGUCCCACCACGGUGCGCAAGUGGGUGCGGCGCAUGCUGGGCAAGAACGUUUGUAAAACUAAACAUUACCGCGUUAUGUUGGUCUUGGCGGGGGUGACUCCGCUCGUGAUCCUGUGCAGCGUGGUCACCAGAGCGGGGGCGGCGGGCCUAAGCGUGGGUGAGGUGAUGCAUCCAGGUGGCGGGUGGGAGGAGCACGUUGCACACGCGGCAAGUCAGGUGGUGCAGGUCUACCUGGCUGAGUGUCACCUGGUGCUAGCCGCCCCCAGCCCCUCGCGUGCCCUGCCUCACCUCAUCAGGCGUCUCUCUGAGGUGGGCGAACUGGCAGUGUUCCUGCAGCCUUGCGGGGGCGCCAAGGUGUUCCACGGAACCACCAAAAAUAAAGUCGUUCUGGGGAAUGAUGGAGUGCCGUACUUUUGGCGAGAGGUGUGGGGCUCCAGCAAGGCCACGUGCCGCGCCUUCCUGCUUGACUACACCGCCUGCGGCACCGACACGGCCGCCAGGCUGUUGUCGUGGUCUGGGUUGUGGCUGCAGCCUGACACUCGCGUGAUCAUCCUUGGAGGCAGGGAGGACGCUGACGAGCUGUUCCGUCACGCAGCGCUUCGCAACAGUCCUGACGUUCUCUUCAUCACACAUGGCCUUUUUACGCCACACAAAGCACCGGAAACGAAAGCAAACUUAAAUAGUGAUCGCCGCACCGUGGAGGUGUACAAUCGAUGUUUUUACUGUGCGCCAGUGGAAGCCAGACCACGCUUGUUGCUGCGAUGGAACUUGCAUGACGACAUAUCUCAGGAUUUUAAAAUGUUUAAAGAUCAACACAAGGACUUUCUGGGACACAGGAUGAACAUUGUGUUGAUGCCAUACUUUCCCUACAUAAGCUACAGAGUUGAACGCAACGCUUCCGCCACCACAGUUCACCUCGAGGACUCUCUCAACACUCGCAUGGUCAAUUCCCUUGCUCCCUACAUGAACUUCACAUACGAGGUGCACGAACCUGCAGACAACCAGUGGGGAGUUCCAGGCAGCGGCGGAAACUGGACAGGCAUCGUGGGAACUCUGCAGCAUGAAUUAGCAGACUUUUCCAUGGACCUGACGCGCACACCCGGGAGAUCAGAGGUUGUCGAAUAUUCAAGGAUAUACAUCGACGAAUCCAUUGUCAUUUUGUCCUCCAAGCCAAAACCCUUGCCUGAGUACUUGUCACUGAUCAGGCCUCUUGAAGGCGAGGUGUGGGGAGCCAUCGUGGUGUGCGUGAUGGUGUGGGGAACAGUUCUGUGGGUGAUGGAGAGACUGUCCCACUGGAUAUCUGGACGGCGCUACUUAAGCUUCUCCUCAUCCAUCUUCUACGGCUGGGGGCUGCUACUGGAGGACCACCCCUUCGAGCCUCCCUCCAAUCCGACAAGCCAAAUCCUCGUUGGUUUUUGGCUGCUCGUGUAUCUGAUCCUGUCGACAGCCUACAGAAGUUCCCUCAUCUCCCAUCUGGUGGUGAAAGGCAAGUCGUCUGUCAUCAAUAACAUGGAGCAACUGGCGGAGCGGGGCAAGGAGGGCUGGGAGUGGGGCAUUCCUGCAUCCAGGAUGACAGGUGCACACAAGAUAUUUUUCGUAACGAGUCCCACUCCAGCAAUCAUUGAAGUGCACAACGGCAUCAAGAUUACGGAAACAGAAGAAGGAAUGGCGCUAGUGUUGAAGGGCGGGUUUUCAUACAUCGACAACUAUUACUUCAUCCAAACACUGGUGUCCACCUUCUACACAGACGACUCGGGCUACACCCCCGUCCACAUCAGCACCACCCAGUACCCGCUGUUCGUCGGCAACGCGUGGGCAUUCCGCCCCGGUGCACCUUUCCGUCAGCGCAUUAGCGGCGCCAUUCAGCAAUUCCUGGAUUCAGGUCUCAUCACCUUCUGGAUGAAUGAUGUGGUGAGGAGCCACGUCAGAGAAGAACGUCGAGCUUCAAAGGAGAAAGGCACACAGCCCAAGCUGACUUUUGAAGAAACAAGCGAUGGACAAGUGGCGCUGGGACUCAGUCAUCUUCAGGGUUGUUUCUAUGCAUUCUUCCUGGGCCAAGCUGCGGCCUCCCUCUCCUUCCUCUUACAAACAUAUUUCUUCAGCCGACACCACGCCAUACUGCUGGUGAGUCCCAUGGAAGACUUCUGA
Scylla paramamosain (green mud crab) is the source of this 2256-nucleotide messenger RNA. Its product is annotated as ionotropic receptor 21a-like. The transcript has 13 exons. Gene Ontology annotation, cellular component: membrane. The record is from RefSeq and is a predicted model, not a curated record. Bases 1 to 2256 code for a protein of 751 amino acids. Gene Ontology annotation, molecular function: ligand-gated monoatomic ion channel activity. NCBI's taxonomy places the organism in Eukaryota, Metazoa, Arthropoda, Malacostraca, Decapoda, Portunidae.